GACCAAUGAAAACUAACUAGCCGCCCCCUGUUCCUACUCUACUACCAACUUAUUUGAGCGUUCCCAGCUUCCAAUUUUAAAUUGCUAUAAAGCUUUCAACUUUAACUAGCCGUCGUCUUCUUCUGCUUCUUCUUCUUGCUUCGCACACGCACUUGUCGUGAAGCGUGUCCGACUCUGCUCCGAUAACCAUGGAUUCACAUCUAAUCCAGCCGUUGAUCGCGUUCCUAAUCUCGACCUUCGUGGCCGCCCGAGCCUACCGCAGGGAAUCACUCGACUUUUCCGGCGCAAUCGCCGGCCUCGCGGUUAUGACUCUUCACAUUGCAGUCGGAUACAGGUACGGAGCUGUGUUGCUCGUCUUCUUUUUCACCUCGUCCAAGCUCACCAAGGUUGGUGAAGACAAGAAGCGUAGAGUUGACCCUGAAUUCAAAGAAGGCGGUCAACGGAAUUGGAUACAGGUUCUAUCGAAUGCAGGGAUUUCCUCUGUUUUGGUUGUGGGGCUUUGGACGCUGACGGGUUUGGAAGAUAAAUGCCUGGACUCGAAGGAAUCGGUACUUGUUACUGCACUGAUGGGUGGGGUUAUAGGACACUACGCUUGCUGCAAUGGAGACACUUGGUCUUCUGAGCUUGGAAUUCUUAGUGAUGAUCAGCCUCGGUUAAUCACAACCUUCAAGCCUGUGCGGAAAGGUACCAAUGGCGGAGUUACUAAAGCAGGAUUACUGGCAGCUGCUGCAGCAGGCUCUGUUAUCGGACUGGCGUUUGUGCUUGUUGGCUUUCUCACUACAAAAUGUACAUAUGACGUAGCACUGAAGCAACUGUUUGUAAUACCUCUUUCUACUCUUGCUGGACUUUUUGGUAGUGUCAUUGAUUCUCUUUUGGGAGCAACACUGCAAUUCAGUGGAUUCUGCACUGUUCGUAACAAGGUUGUUGGGAAACCAGGACCUACUGUCAAGAAGAUAUCGGGUCUCAAUUUUCUUGACAACAAUGCUGUGAAUGUUGUAUCAAUCCUGAUAACAACAAUCAUCACUUCCAUUGCCUGCAUUUACGUCUUUUGAGACCGACCGGUUCAACUCACUGUUAUGAGUUGUUCAGACAGUGUUGAUGCACCGCACUACGGAUCCAUGUACUAGCACCACAGUGUGUAUCUUUGCCCAUCUGAAAGAGGGUGUUUCUAGGCUAACCCUAAACCCUAACUACGGAAAAGUGGGGUUCACAGUGUUCUGCAAGCUGAUUUUCUUACAUUCAUGAAUUGACAUAAUUUACAUGAAGGAUCUUUGUUAAGCAUAAGCUAUCAGAUAAUGGUCGUUACCCAGCUCAGUCAAUAUUUAGAA
Molecule: messenger RNA, 1328 nt
Organism: Rosa chinensis
Lineage: Eukaryota; Viridiplantae; Streptophyta; Magnoliopsida; Rosales; Rosaceae
Product: protein PGR
Exons: 5
Coding region: 189-1052 (287 amino acids)
Cellular component (GO): membrane
Source: RefSeq, a predicted model, not a curated record